GUCACACACACAGACACAGCUCAGAGUGGUGGGUGGGAGGGGAGGAGCCUGUGCCUGGUAAGGUUGAGCUGUUUACAGUUUGGGUUUAUAGUGCAGCAGAUGGGGGCCGUCCCUACAGUGAAGGAAUAGGGUGGGCAGACAGCAGACAGGGACUGAGAGAGGGAAAGAGAGAGGGUGUUACAGUGUGGGUACACAUGUAUUCUUCAUGGGGCAGGCUUGAUGUAACUGCAGGCUGGAGCUUAGUCAUUUUUCACUGUCGUCUGCCACAGCUGCUACAGUGCAGCACAUGUCUGCCUGAGGAAAGCACCAGCCUCAGUUGAACUGUAUACUGCAGCUGAAAAAGGAGCACAUUGUUUAACACAUAUUUGAUGGUAAAAAAGGCAUCAGUAAGAGGCUUUAAUGUAUCUUAUAUUGUCUAGGCAUGGAUGCCUCUGGAGAUACUUUUGAAUAGAGCUUUCUUGUGCAUCAUGGUCCAGCAAAAACACUCUAUAGCCAUGGACAGAGAUUCAACCCAAGAAGUGUUUGUGAGACUGGGAGCCGAGGAUGUUGAUGAGGUAUUUAGGCACGACCCAUCCAACAAAGACCCCAACUGGUGCAGAACUCCUACUGGGCACAUCAAGAGACCCAUGAAUGCAUUUAUGGUCUGGUCUCAAAUCGAGAGACGGAAGAUCAUGGAGCAGUGGCCUGACAUGCACAAUGCAGAGAUCUCCAAGCGCCUUGGAAAACGCUGGAAACUCCUGCCAGAUUAUGAGAAGAUACCAUUCAUCAAGGAGGCAGAGAGGCUGCGUCUAAAACACAUGGCUGACUACCCUGACUAUAAGUAUCGUCCCAGGAAAAAAAGUAAGUGUUCAUUGCCUGCCAAAGAAAAGCUCCCACUGAAAGCCAGCAAGUCUUAUUCAGGUCGAUCAGCCAGCUUCACCAGUAAAGCGUUUAAAAUUAAACCAACCUCCUCCCAACAAAAACUGAAUUGCAGUGGCAAUAAAUAUAAGAGCUAUAAUGAGAGCAUGAGUGAUGAUGACACAGUGGAUGUAAAUCUGGCAAGUCCAGUAACUAUGCAAGAUGAUCAGACCCAGACCACUCUUGUUCUCCAGCAUCAGCCUAUUACCAUUCCCCCCAUGAACCAGCAACCUAGACUAUCUCAGCUCAGAGUCAAAGUGCCCAGCAGCCUCCAGAGUUCCUCUUCUGACAAUGGCUCUCAGGUACUCAGAAAAGUUGUGGUGUCUGAGUUGCAAGAAUCUAACUCUGCAAGAUCCUCCACACCAACUUCCACCAGCUCUUCCUUUGUGUCAUCUGUUUCUUCAGAUGAGGAACUGGAAGAGGAAAUCUUGCAUAUCAUAUCUAAUACAAACUUUGAAAACAUUCCUAUGGACUGCUCAACUCUGGACAAGGACUUUGAAGCAUUUCAUGCCAACUCAGGAUCCCACUUUGACUUUCCAGACUACUGCACUCCUGAGGUGAAUGAGAUGAUUUUUGGGGACUUACUAGUACCAAGUAUCUCUGACCUGGUGUUUACCUACUGAGUUUGAGGCCAGGUUGAUUAUUGUUGGCAGACAUAUUUGCCAGUGGGAAAACUAGUGGUCUUGAUCAUGUUAAAUCUAUGUUUCUGACUCUGGACAGUUCUAUUUCCAUUAUUAUAUUUCUUUAUCGAUUCCGUAAGUGCUAUUGCUUUUGUUUUCAAGCGUGACACAUCUUAUUGGCUCAGGAAAAGCCAGCAAAGGGGUUUGCAGAUACUUUAAGUAUUCAGUCACUUGAGGCUCAGUUUCAGAGAAAAAGCAGACAUUCAUUACAGACAGCAUCAUAGCAGGUUGCAAAAAGGUCAAAAGCAGCAAAGGUGUAAUUCUUUGUGACAGGAGACAAAGUAUUAAAAUCAAGUUAGAAAUAUUCCAGGGUUUUGUCAGAGUAUACAACAUUUUAAUGUCCCUGGACUGCAGGAUUGCAGCACAAUCAGUGCCAGCCUUUUUUAGCACUCUAAAUUUCAUGACUGAUCAUGAGCAUUUCUGUUCUACCCAAACAACAUAUUUUGUGAAUAGGAAGCUAUGUUAAGUGAUCAUCUGGUGUGAAGCAAAUCUGUAGCACUUGAUAAGCAUACGGCCUAUCACUUGGAGAAAAAACUUGGAGAAACCUGCCAGACAGAAAUCACUGCAAACACUGUCAAAACAUUGAUUUCCUUUUCUUUAAUUGAUUAGCAGGACUUUCAGUGCCUCACUAAUGUUGCAAGACUAGCAAUGCAGGUGCGAUUUAAAAGCUCCCCUGCACUGUCCAUGCAUGUCAUUGUGUGCCUGGUCAGGCUGAGAAUGAAAGAUACCUAGAGGAGUUUUUAGGAUAGGGUAGGGGGCUGGGGACCUUUCUUCUGGGAGCUGUGCAUCUGGCCAUGCAGACAACAGUUAUUGUGCAGAACAUCAAGGAGGGGAAGUGAAUGGGUUUGUGAUGAUGGUGGGGAGGGUAUCCAGCCCAAGUCUGUAAAUGCAUGUGAUGUCUGCAGUGUUGCUACAGCUGCCUUGAUCAGGGUUAGAAAUCUGUGUCUGCCAGCUGGCCCCACUGACUCUCUCAGGGAUUGUUUGUCUAGGUCCUAGUGCAUCCUUUACAUAAUUCAUUUGUGAUAAUCCUUGUGUGUAGGUGUACAUGACUGUGUGUGUGAGUUUUUCUCUUUUGAAAAGCCAGCUGGGAUGACUGAGUGCACUGGUUUCUUGCUGCUUUUAAAAUGAGACUCUUUUUCUCAACUAACACCCAUGCUCUUACUAAUUUCAGCUUGGUGCUAUUUUCCUCUCACCAUCAGCUAUCCCAUCAGUUGUUGACACAACAGACAGGUCUUACAUGGAUAAUGUCAUUCAAUGCCUGCCACCUCUGCGAAGAUGCAGAGACAUGUGACGCAGGAGCAACAAGCCAAGUAAAAAAGGGUGGCUCAAUCAAAUGAGCUUGUUUUUAGAUUAGCCUCAUUUGCUCAGGAUGCAUAAUGACAUGUCAACCUGCAGGUCCACUGGGUGUUUUUUUUUUUUUACUGUGGUCCCUACAAAAAACAGCCUGAAUGGUUCAAAAUCACAUAAAAUGUAUGACCACCACUUUUUCAUUAGUUUCACAGUUUAAUUUUUCAUAGAGUUUCACUAUUCUUAGAACUACAGUAGCAAUGCAGUAUGAUUGUUAAUUGAUGCCACAUCCAUGAUGAAAGGUUAUAUGUUUUAAAAUAAUUCAGGUAUCCAUAGUUGUGAACUGUGAGUGGAACAUGAUUUGAGGAAAUAUAAGAGAAACUUCAAGAACAAAUGCAUGAUCAGAGGCCUUCAAUUAUCCUUAUACACAGUCCCCUCCAAAACUACGGGAACAGCAAGGCCAAUUCAUUUGUGUUUGCUGUAGACUGAAGACAUUUGAGUUUGAGAUUAAAAGACAAAUAUGAGUAGAGAGUUUAGAAUUUCAGCUUUUAUUUCCUGGUGUAUAUACACGCAGAUGUAUUAAACAACAUAGAACAUAGCACAUUUUUUAUCAGAUCACCCAAUCUGCAGGCAAGCAAAAAUAUUGGAACAAGUGACUCACAGGUGCCUGUUAGAUUGAUUGUUUAAACAAUAGCUCUGAAUGUCUGGUUUUAGCCUUCAGUUUCACCUGUGAAGACUGCACUUCUUGUUAAAAAAGAUAAGCCAACAUGAAAAUCAGAGAGCUGUCUCUGGGAGAAAAGCAAGCCAUUUUGAAGCUGAGAAAAGAAGCAAAAUCUAUCAGAGGCAUUGCACAAACAUUGGGCAUAGCUAAUGCAACAAUUUGGAAUGUCCUGAAAAAGAAAGAAACCACUGGUGUACCAACAACUAGACAUCGAGCAGGUCAGCCAGUGAAAACAACAGCUGAUGACAGAAACAUUACAAGAGCUGUGAAGAAAAACCCAAAAACAAGAGUCACUGACCUCACCAACAACCUCCACAGGGCAGGGCUGAAGGUAUCACAAUCAAACAUUCAAAGAAGACCUUGAGAGCAGAAAUAUAGAGGCCAUACCAAAAGAUGCAAACCAUUCAUCAACAGUAAGAAUCAGAAAGCCAGAUUGGAAUUUGCAAAGAAAUACAGAGAUGAGCCACAAAAGGUCUGGAACCAAGAUUAGCCUCUACCAAAGUGAUGAAAAAGCCAAACUGUGGAGAAAGAAAGGAUCUGCUCAUGAUCCAAAACAUACAAGCUCAUCUGUGAAACAUGGUGGAGGUAGUGUCAUGGCUUGGGCUUACAUGGCUGCUUCUGGAACAAGCUCGCUAAUUUUUAUUGAUGAUGUAACUCAUGCUAGUAGCAGCAGAAUUAAUUCAGAAGUUUACAGGAACAUUUUGUCUGCCAAUUUGCAGAGAAAUGCAUCCAAAUUAAUCAGGAGGAACUUUAUCAAGCAGCAAGACAAUGAUCCAAAACACACUGCCAACUCAACAAACAACUUUAUUAGGGGGAAAAAGUGGAAGAUUUUAGACUGGCCAAGUCAAUCCCCAGACCUUAACCCAACUGAGCAUGCGUUUCACCCCCUGAAGAGGAGACUGAAGGGAGAAGCCCCCAAAACUAACAACAACUGAAAAAGGCUGUAGUAAAAGACUGGCAAAGCAUCAUAAAAGAAGAAACCAAUAAUUUGGUGAUGUCACUGAGUCGCACGCUUGAUGCAGUCAUUGGAAGCAAGGGAUAUGCAAUUAAAAUAUUAAGUGUUAUUUACUUUAAUUUACUUCAAGACUUCUCUGUUCCUAUACUUUUGCUCGCCUAAAAAUUGAGUGGUCUGAUAUAAAAGGUUCAAUGGUUUAUCUUGUUUAACACAACUAGAUGUAAAUACCAGGAAAUAAAAGCUGAAAUCUUAAACUCUCGUCUUAUAUCCAUCUUUUUGUCUCAAACCCAAAUGAAUUUUUUUGCCAUUCCAAUAGUUUCAGAGGGGACUGUAGCUAUAUUUUGUCCACUACAUGCUGUAGAAUAGAACAAGGCAGAACAAUCUGUCUUUGAUACAUGUACAAUAAGGAAAGAUUUAGGCAUGGCAUCUGUGAUAUGAUCAAAAUGUUAGAAAUAAUGCUGGAAUCUGAAUUAUGUAAAAUACUGUGUACAUGAUUAAUUGAUUAAUCGUGAUAUGCACUGGUGGAUUAAGCAUGAAUGCAAAGGCAUUGGUGAAGCAAAAUGCUAACUGGUUGUAUGAAACUGAAUCCAUACUUUACCUGAAAAAAGCAAAUGUGACUUAGAAAGGGUUUUGUGGCUACAACUAUCAGGGAAAAUGUUCAGCUGUUUCCUUCUACACAAAUUCUGCACAUUUAUGAGUGCCUCAAAGUUUAUAUAAUUCAGUGGUAUGAGCAGGGAUAGUUGCAUAAACAUACUUUCAAACAAAUAUGCCAGUCAAACAUAUAUGCAUGCAUAUGUAAUAUACACAAUACACACUGAAAAAAUACAAAACUAUCAAACACCAGCAAUCAAAAUAAACUCAGGACUGUUAUCAUCAUUUCACCGUAGAACUGCACUGUCCCUGUUUUGAUUUCAGCCAUUACUAAUAUGUUAAUAUGAAGGACAUUCACAAUCAUAGAUUCAUUUGAAUUCGUAGAUUCAAAAUGUAAUUUGCAAAAGUGACAAAUUUUCAAAUAUGAACUCUUUGAAAUAUUAAAUAUUCCAAAAGGCAUGGUUCAGUUUUUUUAGGCUGUAAAAUUUUUCAACUGUAAAUAAAACAUUUAUUUAAUCAUUAACAAAAUGUUUUAAUUUUUUUAAUCAUUGACAAAAUGAUCUUUGUAGUAACUUUAAAAAUGUCUCUGGAUUAUUUAGUCAAACACUGAACAAUUUAAUAUAUUAUUUUACAAUAUUUCUGAUUUGUUUAUUUAUUCAGCAUUUUAGCAACAGUGUCAGAAAAUGGUCAGACACUUCACAGAUGGGCUUGGCAAAUUAGUGUCAGAAUGAUAAAUGAAAAAAAAAGAAGCAGUAUAUAAAUGAAGCAGUGUAACAAAAAAAAGCCCAUCUGGUCCACACCUCCUACUCUUGGCUAGCUCUCGAUGAAUAGCAUUCUCAGAGACAGAAACACAUGGACAAUGCUAAUUUCACACAGGCUGCAAUCAGCUUCAGUCAGACUGUCAUAAAUGGAGCAUGUGGUAUGAUUCCAUAUCACAGCAUAUCAGUCAACCAGAAACUCAUUGUGUAAGGAUUGUCUGAAUGAGCUAUAUUCCACAGUCUGGUCUCAGAGUCUCACUAUGAUUUCACUGCGUUAUGCCUAAUUGGUAGGUAUAUAAUGUGGUUUACUGUUCAAUAAUCACAUAGAUUACACCACCACAGAUUUGCAUUGUUGGUAUUCAGAAUGCUGAGUAAUAUAAUCUUCCAUGGAAAACAAUGAGGUCAGUACAGGAUGAGCCAUGAGUAGAUGAUAUUGUACUUUACCCAUCAUUUACAGUAACAAACUGAAGUACAAUACAACCACAAUACCUCAUAUAACAGUACAAAUUGUUUACAGGACUUAAGGUUUCUUCACAUCUUUGUUUUCUUUUGAAUCUGAGUGUUAUUAAAUAGGUUUUCUUUUGACUUUGACUGUCAUUAUGCAUGGAUGUUUUUCACCCAUUCAUAGAUAUCUUGGGUCAUUAGUGAACCAGCACUUACAGUAUUUCUAACACAAAUUCUUCUACAAACUUCAGAAAUAGUAUACAACUCGCAAAGCAUUUUAUUGACAAUAAUUAAUAACAAAUUUGCUUUUAUUUUUAUGUUUUUUUUGUUACUUAUACAAUGCAUAAUGUACAGUGUAAAAAUUGACUGUCAAUUUUAUAGUAAUUUGCCGGCAACAGAGCUGCAAAUAAAGUAUUGUAAUAUUACAAUAUUGCAAAUAAAAUAUUUGUAUUCUGUAAUCCAAAGCCUUACCCACUGAGCCACCAUAACAUGCAUUGAGUUAAUGCAAUCUUUUAUUGUGAAUUAAUUCAGUGGUGGAGGUGGUUGAAUCAAUAUGAGUUAGUUGAGCUAGUUGUGGUGGCUCAGUGGUUAACGCUUUAAGUUACUGAUGAGAAGGUUUGGGUUCAAAUCCAAACACAGCCAACCUUCCAGGGUUGGGUCCAUGAGCAAGACCCUUAACAUUCAACUCUGUUGUAUCUUGUAACAAUUGUAAAUUGCUCUUUUUAAAGAGUCAGCCAAAUAAACAAAUGUACUUGAUUAUGUGUUAUUUUAUACGAUGUAAUAUAUUACAGUACUUUACUGUAAGUAUGUUUACAGUUGUUUAUUGUAACUUUUGUACAGUAAAUUACUGGAAAAUUUACAGUCAGUUUUUUACAGUGAUACUAUAAAUGAGCUUAUGGGUAUCUAGUGACCCAAGGUACACAUUUAAGGUUUAAUAGAACAUACAGUAUAUCCUAUUUCUCAAAUGCAUGUACUUAGUGCUACAAUAAGAAACUUACUUUGAAAUGGUUCCUCUGAUAAGAUUAAAGAUCAUUUUAAUUAAAGAUCAUAUUGCCAAGAUGCAUUGCACAUGCCAUGUAGUUUCAUGUAGCAUGAUCAUUUAAAUUUUUUUCCAAAUCAAAUGACAGACCAAUGAUAUAUUGCAAAGUUCAAAAGAAUAUUUUCAUAAAAGCAUAAAAAUCCAGUUCUACCUUGCAAUCACCGCUUGCAGUCAGCUUGACAAAGCAUUGAUUUUACACCAUAUCCCGUUUAGUAAACCAUAUCACCAUAUUUUUGGCUAUGUAAGGGCCUGACAGAGGCUCAUUCAACAUUUUGAUACCCUGAAGGAAUAUGAUAUGCUGAUUUUCCAAAAAUGUGUGAUUUACGUGGGCAUUUCCAGUAGUUUAUAUAUACCAGCAUCAGCUUAAUACAGUGACAUGCAUCCGGUGAAAAAAAGACACAUCAACCAUCUUUAAUUUGAGUGAAUCUAACUUUAGCUAGUUCAGCAUUCAGUAUAAUUGCUGCAUAACUGACAAUAAUAUCUAGUUCAUAAAUCAGUUUCCUCAAUUUAUUGUGUGCUAUCUUAUUAUGUGAUAAGAAUCUUAGACAAGAAGCUUAGUAUAUGUUCAUUUUUCAGUUGAUUAGGUUAACUAUCCUCAUUUUAUGUGUGCAGCUGAUGUUUUAGUCAGCUACAGAACAGUCCCAUGUGUCUGAACAUGUAUACUGUAUGUGGGAAGAAAUGAAAGCACUUUGCUGUACAUAACAAAUGUAGAUCUGUACACUGCAGUUUCUUGUUUUAAAUAGUUAUAAGUUUUGGGCUCAUCAAUAAACCAAAUAUUUCAG
Molecule: messenger RNA, 8154 nt
Organism: Pangasianodon hypophthalmus (striped catfish)
Lineage: Eukaryota; Metazoa; Chordata; Actinopteri; Siluriformes; Pangasiidae
Gene: sox12
Product: SRY-box transcription factor 12
Exons: 2
Coding region: 426-1520 (364 amino acids)
Biological process (GO): cell differentiation; regulation of DNA-templated transcription; anatomical structure morphogenesis
Molecular function (GO): DNA-binding transcription factor activity, RNA polymerase II-specific; RNA polymerase II cis-regulatory region sequence-specific DNA binding
Source: RefSeq, a predicted model, not a curated record